AUGUCGAACGCGGGCGAGAACGCAUCGUUGGACGUCCCGGACGCGGCCGAACGACGACGAGGCCCGCUGGCGAGCUUACAAGGGGUGUUUCGAGCGUGCGAGGAACGACUGAACGACGUCAACGAAUCGUACGCGUUCGAGGUGAAUCCAGAGUAUCGGUUGAAGGUGCGGGCGUCGAUCGGUUCGAGGACGACGGUUGGAAUGACGUACGACGCUCGAGCGCGUCGAUACAGGGUGGCGGUGAAGGGGAAGGCGAUGGUAGAAGACGACGACGGAGAGGCGGCGGAGUCGACGGAGACGGAGGAGACGCGAGGACGCGGAAUCUGGCGAACGAUGAAGAAGGUGGUGAUCGAACCGGAAGAGAAGCGAGUGGAGGCGUACACGCAGCGGUGGUCGUACGGACCGCUGUCGAUCAGGGCGAUCGGGGACUACGACGGAGAGACAAACGAAUGGGGAGUGCGAUGGCAGUUGCAGACGUUUCACAAGGAGAAGAAGAAGCUGCGCACGGCGGAAAUCCCACUCGGUGCGAACGUUCGCGGAUGCGUGCGGUGGGACGUCUCGAGCGCAUCGCCGGAGAUCGAGGGCAAGGUUGGAUCACAAGACAAGUUUUCUCUUGACGUCGACGUGGGGUCGUACGAGAUAAAGGUGCCGCGACUUGAACUCAAAAUCGACAUAUAA
Ostreococcus tauri is the source of this 678-nucleotide messenger RNA. RefSeq names its product unnamed product. Bases 1 to 678 code for a protein of 225 amino acids. The transcript has a single exon. NCBI's taxonomy places the organism in Eukaryota, Viridiplantae, Chlorophyta, Mamiellophyceae, Mamiellales, Bathycoccaceae. The record is from RefSeq and is a predicted model, not a curated record.